AUGCGGUGGUCACGGUUAGGCCUCAAGGUUCUGAUUGUUAUUUUGACUCUGUUGAGCUCAACCAGAAGCCAGAACAGGAGGAGGAAAGGACCUAAAGAGGACAACCAGAUCAUCAUCAAUGAGGCCAAAACCCUGAUCUGCCCAGUGGAGAUUAUGUUCAUUGUGGACAGUUCGGAGAAAGCCAAAGCUCUGCUGUUUGAGCGACAGAAGGAGUUCAUCCUGCGUUUCAGCACCAAGCUCAUGCAGCUCCAGUCUGCCGGCUGGCGGCUGCGCCUACGCCUGGCGGCUCUGCAGUACAGCAGCACUGUUUCAGUGGAGCACAACUUCAGAGACUGGCAGGAUAUGGACGUGUUCCAGAGCCGGGUGGCCGCCAUGACCUUCAUUGGCCAUGGCACCUACUCUGCUUACGCCAUCACCAACGCCACCCAGGUGUUCAACCGUGAGACAUCUUCCAGCAGCCUGAGGGUGGUGCUGUUGAUGACGGAUGGAACGGACCACCCUCGCAGCCCCAGUGCUGUGACAGCUGCUGCUGAGGCCAAACAGCACAACAUCAGGGUGUUCACCAUCAGGCUGUCGGGCCUGACCAAGGAUGGUCCCAUGGGUUCAAAGCUGCGCUCCAUCGCCAGCGCUCCCCCACAGCAGCAUGUACUCAGUCUCACCGACAGCCAGCUGGAUAACAGACUCUUCAAUGAACUGAACUCAGUUGUGAAAACUGGGUGCCCACACCCAAAGACCUGCCUGUGUGAAAAAGGGGAAAGGGGCUACCCUGGACCUCCAGGGAAACCAGGGGAGCUGGGGUCUGAUGGAGCACCUGGUCCAAAGGGAUCCCGUGGGGAACCUGGUCUUAACGGACGUCCAGGAAUGGAAGGUCUUCAGGGUCAACCUGGCAGCAAAGGGGAAAAGGGAGAACAAGGUGAAUGUGGUGCCCCUGGUAAAAAAGGAGAACAGGGUGCAGAUGGACCUCUUGGCCCCAGAGGCCCCAGAGGAGAGCAGGGAGCCAUGGGAGGACCUGGAGACCAGGGUCCAGAGGGACCAUCUGGAUCUAAAGGUGAGCGAGGACCAAGGGGCGCACCUGGACCUCCAGGAGAUAAUGGCAUUGGGUUCCCUGGUCCCAAGGGUGACAAGGGGAACCAAGGAAGACCAGGUCCACCUGGACCAAUGGGUAUGGGUGAACCAGGGACAACGGGUCCAGCAGGGCCACCAGGGAUGCAAGGAUCUCCAGGGUUUCCAGGUGAGGGUCUCCCAGGAUCCAAGGGUGACAGAGGGUAUGAAGGUCCUAAGGGAAGCCGUGGACCUCCAGGAUUAGGGUACAAAGGUGAUAAGGGAAACACAGGAGCCCCCGGGCUGCCAGGUUUGGUCGGGUUUCCAGGGCCAGGUAUCCAAGGAGAAAAGGGGGAACAAGGGCCUGCUGGGCCUUCUGGUCCCAGGGGACCUCCUGGAUUAGGUAUAGUUGGACCAAAGGGUGACCAGGGUUUCCCUGGAGAACCUGGACCUCAGGGAGAUAGGGGUGUUGGUGACCCAGGGCCAAAGGGAGAGCCAGGACCCGAUGGGGCUGCUGGGAUACCAGGCAUUCCCGGUGAGGAUGGAGCUGCCGGACCUAAGGGAGAGAUGGGGGUGCCAGGUGUGCGAGGCAUCGAGGGAGCACCAGGAAAAGGUAUCCCUGGAGAAAAGGGAGACAGAGGAGACCGUGGACCAAGGGGACUGUCAGGGUCUCCAGGCCCAGUUGGCCCUGCUGGAGCUAAGGGAGAGCCCGGCACCCCUGGAAUGAUGGGCCUACCUGGACCCGCUGGGCUCGGCUUUCCAGGGCCGAAGGGAGAUCCUGGUUCUGUGGGGCCAGUGGGACCCAUGGGAGAACCUGGAAUAGGAAUCAUUGGCCCAAAGGGUAAUAAAGGAAAUCCUGGGCCUAUAGGACCACCAGGGGUGAAGGGAGAUGGCUUCCCAGGACCACCGGGACUGCCUGGUUUACCAGGACUGCAAGGAGAGACGGGACCUGAAGGGAAAGGACUACCUGGACCUAAGGGUGACAGAGGCUUACCAGGGGUCCCAGGCCCAUCAGGUCCUCCUGGAAUCGGACUUUAUGGACCAAAGGGUGGUACAGGGCAGCCUGGCCCACCAGGCCUCCCAGGGCCCCUCGGAGAAGGCAUCCAAGGACCAAAGGGAGAGCCCGGGUUUCAAGGGCCAGUGGGCCCUCGAGGGGCACCAGGGGACGGCCUUCCAGGAGAGAAGGGAGAUAGAGGCAUUCCUGGAGAACGGGGAAAGAAAGGAGACAAGGGAGACUAUGGAGAAUCUGGAUCUACUGGACCAAUGGGGAGACCGGGAGAAAAGGGCGAACCAGGACUGACAAAAGAAGAGGUCAUCAGAAUAAUAAGGGAAAUCUGUGGCUGUGGUCUGAAGUGCAGAGAGAGCCCUCUGGAGCUGGUGUUUGUGAUAGACAGCUCUGAGAGCGUGGGGCCAGAGAACUUUGAGUUGGUGAAGGACUUUGUGAACGCUAUAAUCGACCGGGUGUCGGUGAGCCAAGAUGCUAGCCAGAUUGGCGUGGUGCUCUACAGCCAUGUGGACAUGGUGGUGGUCAGUCUGCAGCAACAGCCCAGCCAGGACGACAUCAAGGCCGCCGUCAGGAACAUGCCCUACUUGGGCGAGGGCACUUUCACUGGCAGCGCCAUCCACCGAGCCAACCAGCUGUUCAAGGCCUCGCGGCCUGGAGUGAGGAAGGUGGCUGUGGUUUUAACCGAUGGGCAGGCCGACCCCCGUGACGUCAUGAAGUUUGAAGAAACAGCCACAGAGGCCCACGCAGAGGGGAUCGAGAUGUUUGUGAUAGGAGUCGCGAACAAGACCGACCCUCUGUACAAAGAGUUUCAGGCUGAGAUGAAGGUCAUCGCCUCGGAUCCAGAUGAAGAGCACGUCUACAUUAUAGAUAACUUCAGGGAGCUUCCCACUCUGGAAAGCAAAAUACUGAGUCAGAUUUGCGAGCAGGACGACUCCAUGGCCUUUCUACCGAACUCUGUCUUUCCAUCUGUGGAAAUCCACCCAGAGGUUCCAGAGGACAGCCGUUCCAGAGAGUUCCCAGAGAGAGAAAAUAUACAACACGAACUCACAGUGGGGAUAGUAACAGCCCCAACUCUACAGUCCCCUGAGUCAGGGCGGCCUGAAGAGAGCCGGCUUGAUACUAAACUGUUGAUGGAGCCCUGGAACAGGCUUCCAGACAUCACGUUGGCCUCUCCCGGUGGCCGAGGGAAGCAGGGACCCGGUGUGACGUCUGUCGUGGGGCCUCAGAUUCCAACGGACUGGCUACGUCAAGCAAAGAGCACACAGGCUCCAGUCAGCCCUCCUCCUCCCCCACCCCUGACAGACUUGUCAGUGUCAGGUGAAGGGUGCGGUCAGCCUCUGGACCCAGGUCCCUGUCGGCAGUACGUAGUCAAGUGGUACUAUGACCCCGAGGCCAACGCGUGUGCCCAGUUCUGGUACGGGGGCUGUCAGGGCAAUGCAAACAAGUUUGAGACUGAAGCAGACUGCAGGAAUUCCUGCAUCUACACAUAACAGACUGUGUUUAGAAAAAAAAAAGGGUGUGUGCAAAGCUAAUAUGCUCCAUCCACGUCACUGAGGAACAGAACGGACUGAUGACGCAGGCUUUUACAGUUUGACUAGCGCUCAGGCUAGCAGCUAUUGCUGCUGCUGCGGUCACACUCUGUGGACUGCUGCAGGCGAGGGAGAUAGCAGAGGGCCGACCUCCUCGUUAUCUCUCAGGUUACGUUCACACUGCAGGUGCUCUUGUUCAAUUCUGAACUGCUGCGCUCAACAGUAGCGGUCUAAUCAUUCUAGAGGACCAGCCACAUCUCAAAACCCGCACAAGCUGACAGGACCAUCAAUAAUACUGGUUGAACAUGUCAUCCCAAAAACGGUUCAUUUUUAUUUUCACUUUCACUUUCUCUUUCUUUCCAUCGUCGUCUAGUUCUCCUCCAGGGGCCUGUAUCACAAAGCAAGUUCAACUCACACUGUCUACACAGGAGGGUGUUAGAGUGAGCAGCAGCUGUUUUACAUGCACAUAGCACAAGUAUAACGCAAACCGUCAUGUGAUCUGUGUAGACAAUGACUGAAAAGCACGCCUGAAAUUCUUUUAGUGU
Molecule: messenger RNA, 4121 nt
Organism: Toxotes jaculatrix (banded archerfish)
Lineage: Eukaryota; Metazoa; Chordata; Actinopteri; Toxotidae
Gene: col28a1a
Product: collagen, type XXVIII, alpha 1a
Exons: 34
Coding region: 1-3537 (1178 amino acids)
Molecular function (GO): serine-type endopeptidase inhibitor activity
Source: RefSeq, a predicted model, not a curated record